Molecule: messenger RNA, 837 nt
Organism: Effrenium voratum
Lineage: Eukaryota; Dinophyceae; Suessiales; Symbiodiniaceae
Source: the annotation of a GenBank genome assembly
AUGGCGCGGGCUCUGCUCGCCGGCGCUCUUCUGGCGCUGACGCUGAGGUUGGCGCCCUCUUUCCUCGUGGCGCCAGCAGCGCGCACCCGCGCACCAGUGCCGGGCGCCAUCGCGCCACCAAAAGUUUCUCCGCAGCAGGACAGCCGUGGCUUGGGCACUGCAGCACUUGGACUCGCCGCAGUCCUGGCCUACAAGGCAGCGCGGCCGAGCCGCCGCAGCUUCGUGGUGAGCGUCAAGCCUGAAGCGCCGGUCCCUGCGCUCACUGGUGGCUCUUUGGGCGAGCAGGUGAACCGCGGUCAGCUCACCGCGCGCCGCAGUCUUUACAGCUGCUACACCCUCUACUUUCGCCGUUGGCGCUACUAUGAGGACCGUCACCGUCGCAACAUCCGAAACCGCGCUUACAACAUCUUCAUGAAGAACCGCUACAAGAAAGCGAUGAAGCAGGUUCUGAACUAUUGCGUGCGGCUGGAGUUCUACGAUGCUCCAGCUCCUGGAAGCGUCGAGGCAGUCAUGAGGCAAGUUAAGCCGAAGCUGGAUGAGGCCUGCGAGUGGAUUGACAUCGUCACGGUGCAAGGCGUGAUCCACCGCAACCGCGCGGCCAAGAAGAAGGAUCGAAUGUUCCGCAGCCUCCUCCGCGGCUGCGUGGCCAAGGGCUACAUUGACAAGCCUGAAGACAAAUGGGUGCCGGCCUACAAGCUCCUCGGCUACAAGAUCCCGGGGUGCACCCAUUUGCGAGAACCGCGGCCCUGGCAGUUGCCGGGCUGGAAAUCCCCGUGGAUGCUGAAGAGGGAGUAUGAGAAGUGGCGCAAACUCACUGGUCGCGCGGGCCAGGCGUAA